Molecule: messenger RNA, 879 nt
Organism: Penicillium crustosum
Lineage: Eukaryota; Fungi; Ascomycota; Eurotiomycetes; Eurotiales; Aspergillaceae
Exons: 3
Coding region: 1-879 (292 amino acids)
Source: RefSeq, a predicted model, not a curated record
AUGCACUUGAAACUAGGAGCUAGCUUGGUAGUCCUGGUUGCUAGCCAUGUGGUAGCCCUAUCCCAAAUAACAGACGAUGAGAUGGGCUCACUGCUCGAUGCAGGUGGCGUAGAUCUAGCACACCGAUACGCGCCCAUGUGGUUCUUUGGCCAAGCCCUGAAUCAGCCGCCCUGCUAUCCAACCUGGACGUAUGGCGGCUCACCAAACACACCAGAUGUUUAUGAUGACGCCCACAGGACACCGGGCGCGCCACAGUGUGAUUACCCAGACGUCGGGUGCAAUUGCCGCAACCCUGGCGUUGGCAUCGGGAAUCCGGGCCCUGAAUUUCCCGUUUAUUAUACAUAUCAGAGAUGCAGCGAUACCGAAGUGCGCGUUGUCUAUAAUCUCUUUUAUGAGAAAGAUGGCGCAGAAUUUAUCGGCAUCGACACUGGACAUGACUACGACUGGGAGCGAGUAGUAAUAAUCCACUCUCGAGAUGACAGCAACAUGUGGGCGCCAUCGCGCGCCCUGCUCUCUGCGCAUAGCGGGUACCACAACCUGGCCUGGGGCGACAUCCAAAACACCCUAACGACGGAGGAGGUCAACGCGGGAAGCGCCAAAACCCCGAACGGCGUAAAGAACAAUGACCAUCCGAAGGUGUAUGUGUCAUGGUCGAAGCAUGCGCACUUCGAUACUCGCAAUACCGGGUGGAAUGACCCGGCAAGCCAGUCACUGGAUAAUGCAUUCCGGAGCGAUGAUUGGUGGUACUUUGUCGAGCCACAGUACUAUAUCCGAGCCGAUGAUAGUACAGAGGCGGGUAAGGUUAUCGGGGCUGCUGAUUGGGGUAGCGCAACCAGUGACCCGGUGUCGGUGCAGUCUGGCGUGUGCCAGGCCUCAUAG